This is a messenger RNA of Phacochoerus africanus (Common warthog), 1566 nucleotides long. It is a transcript of the gene MRM2, whose product is annotated as mitochondrial rRNA methyltransferase 2. Gene Ontology annotation, molecular function: rRNA (uridine-2'-O-ribose)-methyltransferase activity. Gene Ontology annotation, biological process: RNA methylation. Bases 49 to 786 code for a protein of 245 amino acids. The transcript has 3 exons. Lineage: Eukaryota; Metazoa; Chordata; Mammalia; Artiodactyla; Suidae. The record is from RefSeq and is a predicted model, not a curated record. Gene Ontology annotation, cellular component: mitochondrion.
GCGAGACCGGCACUUCCGGCGGCGGCGACGGGAGCGGCGUCUGCGCUCAUGGCGGGGUCCUGGAAGCCGGCCUGGGCUUCUCUUCGGCUUCAAAGGUUCCACACGGCUGGGCGCUGCCGAAAGGGCCGGACCGCUGCGGAGCACCUGUGGCUGGCGCGACAUCUGAAGGACCCGUUUGUGAAGGCUUCAAAGGUGGAAAGCUACCGGUGUCGCAGUGCCUUCAAGCUCCUGGAGGUGGACGAGCGGCACCGGAUCCUGCGGCCCGGCCUGCGGGUGUUAGACUGUGGGGCCGCCCCCGGCGCGUGGAGCCAGGUGGCUGUGCAGAGGGUCAACGCUGUGGGCACAGAUGCCACGGCUCCUGUUGGCUUUGUGCUCGGGGUAGAUCUUCUUCACAUCCUCCCCUUGGAAGGAGCCACUUUUCUGUGCCCUGCUGAUGUGACCGACCCAAGAACCUUCCAGAGAAUCCGGGACCUGCUUCCCGGUGGGAAAGCGGAUGUGAUUCUGAGUGACAUGGCACCCAACGCCACUGGGAUCCGGGGCCUGGACCACGACAGGCUCAUCAGCCUGUGCCUGUCCCUGCUGGACAUGGCCCCAGAUGUCCUCCACCCCGGGGGGGCGUUCCUUUGUAAAAUCUGGGCUGGAAGUCAGAGCCAUCGGUUGCAGAAGAGACUGACGGAGGCAUUCCAGAACGCCAGGACUGUAAAACCCGCAGCCAGCAGGAAGGAGUCAUCAGAGCUGUACCUCUUGGCCACACAGUACCAGGGAGGGAGGAGGGGAGCGCUGUGAAGGACCGGGUGUCUUCUCCUGUCCCUGGCUCCUCCUCACUGCAAAUGCAGCCUGAGCUCUUCCCUGGCGUGGGGCUGGGGAGACCCGAGGUUGGUCUGGGCUGCAGCAGGCAGGACACAUGGGGGACCUUUUUUCCUAAGGGAGGGGCAAAGAUAAAAAGAUGAAAAGGCCUACUGGGGGGAGGACAGAAGCAGUGGGAGGCAGAGAAACACAGACACCUUUACAUAACGUUCUCCUCUUACCUGCUGUGACUGAGCGUGUUACGGAGAAACAGGCUUCCAUCCUCCCUCCAAGAACAGCCGCAGUUUCCAGGUGCUGUUUUGGCUAUCCAGCGUAAUGUAGACAAACGUGAAACUUCAGUCUGGGGAUUUUUUCCCAUCUCUCGGGUGAAUGAUCUGGAAAUACAUCCAUUCUUGAAGCAGUGACGAGUUCCCAGGACAAGCAGAGAAGACGUUUGGUAUGAAUUAUGCAUGGGGUGGCUGUGCUUUGCUUUUUCACUGGCAAAUGUUGCUGUAAUAUUCCAGGCUCCAAAGACUUAAAGGUCGUUGCCAAAGCAAGCAGCGACGUGGUGUGUUCCCUUAUCUCCGUUCCCCCUUUCCAGGAUUGUGAUGUGACUCUGUAAGGUCAUAUAGGUUGUAAAAGGAGUGUCUGUGUUUUUAAGUUUUUGUUUUUUGUUUUUUUUUUGAUUGGUUUCCUCAAAACCAGUUCCUGGAAAUGCUAUAAAAUUGGGUUGUGAUAAUUGUACAACUAUAAAUAAUAAAAUUCAUUGAGUGAUAAAAA